AUGCCUGGACACUACGAAAUCAUGGACAAAGCCUUUCAGCUGCCUUUCUUUGCUCCCCAAGACCGAUUGCCAGCGGCCAUUGAGUCUUCGGGAGACAUUCUUCAAGAGUAUACCGGCAGACGAGUCGUUCGUUCCGGCGAUUAUCAUCUCGUAAAGUACGGCGCAAACGUGAGUCUGACCGAAGGCGAAAACAUGCUCUUUGUCCGCGAAGCAUGCUCGGUCCCCGUACCAGAGGUCUUUGCCCUUUACUCCACGAGAGAUACGCAGGCAUGCCGCAUCAGCUACAUCAUCAUGGAAUACAUACCAGGCCAUAGGCUGGAUGAUUAA
Hirsutella rhossiliensis is the source of this 327-nucleotide messenger RNA. RefSeq lists its product as uncharacterized. The transcript has a single exon. Bases 1 to 327 code for a protein of 108 amino acids. Lineage: Eukaryota; Fungi; Ascomycota; Sordariomycetes; Hypocreales; Ophiocordycipitaceae. The record is from RefSeq and is a predicted model, not a curated record.